Schistosoma turkestanicum is the source of this 1917-nucleotide messenger RNA. The record is from the annotation of a GenBank genome assembly. Lineage: Eukaryota; Metazoa; Platyhelminthes; Trematoda; Strigeidida; Schistosomatidae.
UUGAGCGAUACAAAGCAGUUAAUGACAUUAAUGUAACCAACCGUAGUGUAAUUAAGUAAUUUAAACAAAAAUAAAGAAUUAUCAUUGGUUAAAUGUUUAAUUAAAAACUAACCAAAUGUCCAUCAAAGUAUCUUGAAUAAAAAAUAAUUUUUUGAUUGUAAAUUUGAACAAUCAUUCGCAAAUAUUUUACUAAUCGGAUAGACUAAUAUUUGUACAAAUAUUCAGAAUAUGAAUUUACAAGAAGUAGAAUGUUCAUAUGAUGAAAUAACCUCAUCAACACUCAAACUUAUCAUGGAAAUUUCAAUAAACAAGUUGAAGAAUUUUCAAAACACAUUACAGUCACCAACAGGACCAUUUGUAAAAUCAACAGAGAAUAAGAACAAUUUGUUAUUGAAUAACUCUAACAGAUCAAUUCCAUCUGAAUCAUCCCAACGUGUCAUUUCAAAAACCACAUCUAACAGUUCUUCACCAAGUAAUCGCUUAUACAAGAUUAUGGUAAUUUUAAAAAUAGCUAAAAAAGCAAGAACUAUAUUAUUAGAUCGACAAACAUUAGAUACACUAGAAACGGAUGAUAAGUCGAUCGAUGUACAGAAUAUUUCCUCUUCUGAAAGUGAAUCAAGCAAUAAUUCCUAUAAUACACAACAAUUUGAUGAUGUAAAACAAACAAAUACUACUGAUCUGAGCUCUGUUCAAACAAAUAUUUGUUCAGAAUUAAAUGUUACACAUCCAAAUGAAAAGAAUGAACAAAUGUGUAAAAGUAUCCAUGAAUCUGGUUCAAAUAACUCUACAGUAUGCAAUAACAACAAAAGAGCAUUUAGUUCUAAACAAACUCCUGUGAUACCUGAAAAACGUGCAUUUUUAAAUUUUCAAAGCGAAAAUCCUGUGAAAUGUGAUAGAUCAUUACAUGAAAAUACAUCGAAUUUAAUGUACCAUCCAAAUGCUUCACACAAUACAGGGAAUAUUGAACAUGGUUCAAUUAUGCCAAUAUUUAAUAAAGAUGAUAACGAAGAGGAGAUUGAAUAUGACGAUGCUCAUGAUAAUGAUGUCAUUAUAUACCCAAAAUCUUAUCCACUAUGCAAAUGUAGAUUGUCAAUUCCAAAUUCUGAAGUAUGUAGUUUAGGAAAUAGUCGAAUUUUACCAAAUGAAUUAUUAUCGAAUACUUCACAUCAACAAAUAAAUCAUUCAAUAGAUUAUGAUAAUAUUAGUAAUGAUUAUCAACCAGAUAUGUGUAUUUGUCUUUCAAAUUCAUCAAAUUCACGACCAUUGAUUACUGGGAUAAUAUGAAACAAUGCAUACAGUAUUACUUAUUCAUGUAUAUUGUAAAUUAGUAUAAACAGCUGUGAUAUAAGACCAUAUUUAUAUUCGUAUCAAUGUAUACAGUUUACAUGUGAUUGUACAUAAAUUAUGAGCAUACCUAUCAAUCUCAGGUCUUAAAUCAUUCUCAUUCAACUGUCUGAUGAUUAUUCGUAUCAUCAGAAAUGCAGAAAAAAGAACUAGACAUCUGAAUUGUCCUGUUGUUGGUGUUUUGUAAAUGAAAAACCCUUUUACCUCCUUCCUGAUAUUUCAGUUCAGGCAAAGGAAUGAUCGGCAGACAGGAAUAAAUCAACAAUGAUCUAUCUAUCUGUGAUCUAUUCAAUUUAGAAUUUAUUUGUUUCAAUGAUUUGAAUUUUGAAUAUAAAACAAACUACUGUAAUAUGUAUAUAUAAGUUUUUUUCCUAAAUGUAUAUAUUUUUUUAUUUAUAUCUAAUAAGGGGCAACAUUUGUUGGUUUAUCCAGUAUUUAGAUAUAAAGCGACUGCAGAUCACCAAUUCAAUAUGAUUCGUAGACAUAUUCAUAUUCAAUUUAUGUGUGAGUAUGACUUCUGAGGAUUUUCGCCAAAACGUAUUUUCCAAGAUAAACCUUUUAAAUAAUUAAAAG